Molecule: messenger RNA, 609 nt
Organism: Ipomoea nil (Japanese morning glory)
Lineage: Eukaryota; Viridiplantae; Streptophyta; Magnoliopsida; Solanales; Convolvulaceae
Exons: 1
Coding region: 1-609 (202 amino acids)
Source: RefSeq, a predicted model, not a curated record
AUGGCAUAUAAGAUACCCGGCGACUUUAAAUUUCCGGAGCAAGCUACUUUCGACGGGUCGGGCGAUCCGCGCGAACACCUCCUGAGCUACCAGGCGAAAAUGCAGGUCUUAGGAGUCAAGGACCUUGUCAUGUGCCGCGCCUUCUUGCCAACUUUGAAAGGGCCGGCUCAAAGAUGGGUCGUCGCCCUACCAUCGGGGUCGAUCCACAGCUUCGAGGGAUUACCCGACCGUUUCAUGAGUCACUAUGCUACCAACAUAAAGCCUCAGAAAGACCUUACGCAUCUUGGCGAUAUUCAUCAAGAUGAGACCGCGCCCACUUUCUUCAUUGAGUCGCUUCGAUCCGGCCAGCUGUAUCGAGACUUACGGGAUAAUCGGCUAGCCACAUAUACGGAGGCCAUUCACAUGGCCAACAAGCGAGCUAACGUUGAGCAGGCCAUGAAGUCUAAGCGACAGCGCGAGGUCGGAGGGGCCUCAGGAGGAAAACGAACCAGAGCAGAUGCGAAUGAAAGACAUCGGGAUCCACCAAGCCGACAUGAGGCCCGGCGCGUCUACGACAGAGCAGUAUUCAUCCUUACCGACCACCUCCUUAACAUCCAGUGCACGAGAUAA